AUGGAAGCUGCAAAGAAGACACGCACCGUGAUGCGAGCGGCAUUCACGCGCGCGUUAAACGACUUGGUUCCAAGGAUAACGGAUGCUAAUACAGGAGCCACGGAUCUAGCCGAGCUACAGGUAUUUCUACAAGUUCUCGAAGACAAGAAUAAGACGCUAGAAGAAGCCAAUUCGGUCUACAUUAAGUGCCUGAUAGAGACGGAAAAGGUGACGACAGAAACAAUCGACACGGAGAUGGCGAGCAACGAUGAGUACAAGCGCAAGUAUAUACGUGCACGAAUGGCGGCCAUGACACACUUACCGAUCGCCGCAAACAAUGCCUUACCUUUCUGGUCACAAUUUAAGAAGAUACACGAGAAUGCCAACAUUAGCAAAGGAGACAAGUUCCAGUAUCUCCUACAGGCGAUGACUGCUCAGUCACUUGCAGCUCAGCUAGUGGACAGUUUUCCUCCCGUGGAAGAGAACUAUGAUGGUGCGAUAGCGAGUUUAAAAAAUCGUUUCGGUCGAGAUGAAGUGCUUGUGGAAGUGUACGUGCGCGAGCUUCUCAAACUAGUUAUGCAGAAUGUUUUGAAACCGAACGAACGAAUACCAUUGUCUAGCUUGUAUGAUAAAAUCGAGGCUCAACUAAGAUCUCUCGAAUCGCUAGGGGUAACGUCUGAUAAGUGCGGCGCCAUGCUACUCCCACUUGUUGAAUCCUCAUUACCCGAGGAAGUCCUACGCGCGUGGCAACGUCAGACAGUUCCGGUCAUGGCGGAUGGAGAGCUAAGAGAGGAACGACUCACACAACUGAUCAAAUUCUUACGGUCUGAAGUAGAGAAUGAGGAGAGAAUAUCUAUCGCAAUGAACGGCUUCGAUUUGAAGAAUAAUGAGCACAAAACAUCAAAGCACAAACAACGCAUGGAUCAAGUAAAAGGUACGCCGUCCGCUAUAAGCCUACACGCGCAAGAAAAACCGAGUAAACUGUUAGACUGUGUAUUCUGUAAAAAGGAGCACGCGAGUGUAAAGUGUGAAAGAGCGCGAAAGAUGUCAUUAGAUGAGAAGAAAUCGCUUCUACAACAAAGAAAUGCAUGUUUCAAUUGCCUAAAAAUCGGUCAUCACAGCCGCAUGUGUAGAAGCAAUCCAAAGUGCGCGAUGUGCAGCAGACGGCACGUAGUGAUAAUGUGCCCAGAUAUAAGCAGCGGAAGGGAAACGACAGUGCCAACUAAUACACAUGAGGUAAAAGAGAAAGUGCUGUCGAACUCUAACCAAACAAGAGAAACGGACGUAAUUUUACAGACAUUACAUGCCAAAAUUCGCAAUGGCCGGGAAGAACGCGUAGUGCGGUUGUUUUUCGAUCAAGGUUCCACUCGAUCUUACGCUACUAAAAACAUUAUCCGGCAAAUGAAAUAUGAACCGAUUAGUGAACACAAGCUCAAACACUCGCUUUUCGGCAACGUCACGUCCGAGAUCAAGAAUCAUAAAAGGUAUGUGGUUCACAUGUGUAGUCUGGAUAACAGCUAUACAUGCAACUUCAAAGUGUUCGACGAAGAGGAAAUAUGCGCAGAAAUUCCUCUGUGGGAGAAACUACCGUGGAUGAACGAAUUGAAGGAGAUAGGUAUACAAAUCACCGAUGGACCAACUAAAUGUGAUUACGCUGCCCCUAUCAAAAUUCUCAUUGGGGCGGAUAUAGCCGGAAAACUCAUGACCGGUCGUACCAGACAACUUAAGCGUGGAUUGACAGCAGUGGAAACGAGUCUCGGCUGA
This is a messenger RNA of Linepithema humile (Argentine ant), 1743 nucleotides long. NCBI's taxonomy places the organism in Eukaryota, Metazoa, Arthropoda, Insecta, Hymenoptera, Formicidae. The record is from RefSeq and is a predicted model, not a curated record.